Dendronephthya gigantea is the source of this 5412-nucleotide messenger RNA. RefSeq names its product trinucleotide repeat-containing gene 6B protein-like. The coding region runs from base 102 to 5231 and encodes 1709 amino acids. Gene Ontology annotation, biological process: positive regulation of nuclear-transcribed mRNA poly(A) tail shortening; miRNA-mediated post-transcriptional gene silencing. Gene Ontology annotation, molecular function: protein binding; RNA binding. The transcript is spliced from 21 exons. The record is from RefSeq and is a predicted model, not a curated record. NCBI's taxonomy places the organism in Eukaryota, Metazoa, Cnidaria, Anthozoa, Malacalcyonacea, Nephtheidae. Gene Ontology annotation, cellular component: nucleoplasm; P-body.
AUACAUAAUUCGAAAGGAAGGCUGAAAAAUAAUAGAGUAAAAAAACUUCAAAAAAGACAGCAAUCUAGCGUUGGUUCGCUGCAAGAACUGGCCUCAAUAGUAUGCCUAAAGACGACAAACAACGAAGCCUCGAUGUACUUGGUCUAGUCAGAAAUGCUUCGAAAAGUGAUAUAAGGUUAGCUUAUUUCAAGAAAUCGUUGUACUCUCAUCCCGAUUGCGACAAGAAUAAUAGCGAUAUGGCGAGUUUUUCUGAUGUGACUCAAGCCUACAGCAAUUUGUCAGAUGGUUCUGAUGGAUUAACACCGGACGAGGUUUUCUUCAAGUUUUUUCAAGAAGUAUUAAAGGAUGAAAAUCCACAUUCAUUACGGGCAAUGCUUCAAGAACACGAUGCUGCCAAGUGUGCAGAUGAUGAAUAUCGAUGUGAAGAUGACAAUGAAAUUGAUGUUGAGCGAGAAUUUGAACGAUUACUUGAGAUUCUAAAGAACCGUAAAAAGAACAAGAAAGAGGUUCCUGAAGAUAUGACUCAAGAAAAAGUUGUAAGAUGUCGAGACAAUCUCGUACUGCAAAGAGAAGAAGCAAAGAGAGAUCCGAAAAAGCUUCCUCCUAAAAAAGGAAAGUCACAACCAGUCCCUGUUUCAAAGCCCAAACCCAAAAGCAAGAAACAACUUCUCGCAGAACAGAGGCGAAGGGAAAAGGAAAUGGAAAAAAUCGCAGUUGAACUCGAACAGAAAAAGAAAGAAGACGAGGAGAAAGAGAAAAACAGAAAACAGUUGGAAGCUGUGAAACAAAAACGUCUCGAAGAGGAAAGAAAGAAAAACGAAGCGGAAGCACGGAGGAAAAGAGAAAGAGAACAGAAAGAGCGGGAAAGACAACAAAAGUUGGAACAAGAACGGGAAAGAAAACAGAAGGAAGAGGAAGAGAGACGGAAGAAAGAAGAAAUGAAACGGAAGAAAGCGGAGCAAGAAAGAAUCGAGAAAGAUAAGGCUGAAAAAGCUGCAAAGAUCAAGGCAGCCCAGCAGGCGGCAAAAGAAAAAGAGGAACAGGCAAAGAAUGCAAAUAAGAACCAGAAUCUCAAACGAAACCAACCUCAGCGUAACGAUCAAACCUACCCCCGUGAAAUACCGCCAAGGUUUCAGCGAAGAAUGAAACAGCAGCAGCAGCAACAACAGCAGCAGCAACAACAGGCUGUGUUUCCACAACAACCACCUAGCACCUCAGUUUCACAGAUAACACCCGUACAGCCACAAGCAAGUGGGAGUACGCAGAACCAACAAACAUUACAGUCCAAAGCUGUGUCGAAACCAACGCCCGCAGUGGGCAAGAAAAAGGAUCCGCAACGUUGGACCAAAGGUGAGUAUACAGGAAUAAUUGAGGACAUUCAGGAUGAUUCAGGGUGGUCGAAGGCACCACCCGCGAAAACGUCCGAGAACUGGGAGGACACUACGGAAGACUGGGGAUGUGAAACUACAUCUUGGGAUGAAAAGCCCAGUGGCGAUGAACGCGUGAUUGUGGAUAAGACAGAUCAAGACUCUUGGCCAACCGUUGGAGGCAAGGGUCAAAAUAGGGACGAAAUUUUUGGAAAUAUUGAACCGAUUUCCGAGAAAGAAAGCAUGAGUACAUUUGGCGAUUCUUUGGACGCGGUCAUUGAUGGAAUGGAGGCGGCCGAGGAGGCUGCUGGGGCUGGUUUAAUGAACUCUGGGAAAUGGAGUGAGGAAAAUUCUGGGAAAAAUAGUAAUAACAGCAGCGUUAGUAAUUUGUCGCAAGAUUUGGAUAAAAACCAAACUUGGUCGAAAACUCCAGGAAAGGAUGCUAAGGGAAAAGGAAAUACGGAAAGCAGUUCCGAGAAUUUGUCCAAUUCUUGGGAAGAAUCCGCUUCCGGUUGGUCGGAAGGUACGUCUGACAUGAAGCAAAACACUUCCGGUUGGGAUGAGAGUACUUCCGGUCUCAGCCAAAUUACUUCCGGUUUGAAACAAAACACUUCCGGUUGGGGUGACGGUGCUUCCGGUUUGAAACAAAAUACUUCAGGUUUGAAUCAAAGUACUUCCGGUUUAAAACAAAACUCUUCCGGUUGGAACGAAGGCACUUCCGGUUUAAAACAGAAUACUUCCGGCUUGAAUCAAAGUAAUUUAAAACAAAACAACUCUGGUUGGCAAGAACAACCUGACGUUAGCGAUCAAUGGAAGGCCGUUGGUCAAUCCGGGAAUAAACCUGAACCCGCGCCGAGCGAGGAAACGGGUUGGGGCGAGAGCUCUGCGAUGAAACGGAACAGCGGCAGUCAAUGGGGUGCUUCUUGGCACGGGUUGAGUUUGACUGGGACCGAAAUUUGGGACCAAAGUAGCGCCGAUGAGAAAGGGACUGGUGAUAAGGGAAGUGACUGGACUUCGGAGGACAUAAAGGGUAAUACGGAUUCAGGAUGGGAUUCAAUAGGACAAUCGGAGGACGCACAAGAUAACUGGAACAGCUGGUCUACUGCGGGCUCCAAAAGGAACAAGGCGCUUAAAACUAACCCAACCAAUGACGAGAAUGCUUGGCUCAGACGAUCACUCAAACAACUCGUUGACAUGGGUUUCAAGGAGGUUGAUGGAGAAAAGGCUCUGAAAUCCAAUAACAUGAGUUUGGAAGCAGCUAUAAGUCAAUUGCUUGGUGGUCAGGGUACACCACCCGGGGGUCAUGUCUCGAUGCGAACUUCUCUACCAUCGGAGCUAAAUUCCGAGGCAACCGGCCUCGAACAAAUUGAAGAUCAGGACGUUUCGAAAUUGAACAGGAAACAACGUCGUCGGCUGAUGCAACAAAAUGCAGGCGCCGAAGUUCAAGCGACGAAUUCCGAACCUUUGCCGCAAACGUCCGAAGCGACCGGAGUGAACAUGCUUCCGGUAAGCUCGGAAGUAGUUUCGGAAGCCCCUCGGGCUCCGAUCUCUUCCGACAUGCCCGUGGAGUAUGGAAAUGAUUCUAGUCAAAGUGAGCAAUCGGUAGACGAAAGGAGAACUGCGAUGGUAAACAUGCGUAAUGUAAAUCCGGGUAUUCCCGGCAGUGGACCGGUUACCGGAAGUGGACCUGUCACAGGAAGUAGUAACACGUUAACUUCCGGUUCGAUACUCAAUUCGGCACCAGUCCGCGCGCCGAUUCCAGCGGUCUAUCAACAACAGUUACUCCAACAACAAGCUCAAGCUCAGUUACAGCAAUUGCGGUUUGCUCAGGCGAUGCAAAAUCCGCUGGCUUCACAGCCAGUCAUACUCCUUAGACAACUGUCGCAACUCAGGAUCGUUCAGCAACAGUUGGUUGCCCAGCAACAGAUGUUGCAGAAACAGACUUCGAGCGCGACGAACACAUUGCAGGCUCAUCAAAAUGUCCUACAGCAACAGCAGAUCGGCGCCAUGAUGCAACAAAUUCAGCAGAAACUCGUUCAACAACAACAGUUGCAGCAGCAGACGCAACAACAACAACAACAGCAACAACAAAUGGCGCCAAGCCAGUUCCCGUCUGCUGCGCAAACACAAACGUUACUUUCGACUACGCAGCCGCAGUUGCAACAGCUGUUGCUACAACAACGUAAACAACAACAACAGCAGCAACAACAGAUGCAACAGCCGCUGAAACAGACUCCGAUUCAGGCACCGCAGCGGCUGACAGAGCAUGAAACAAACGCUGUGCAAGCCCCUGAUGAGAAUUCCCCUCGUGAGGUGAAGACAAUCUCCCCAAGGUCAAGUAUGACAAAGGAACCGACGUCUCUCGUGCAGGUUGUUAACUCUGCGCCGGCGUCGCCGAGCACCGGCAAGUCACGAUUAGGACAGUGGACUCAGAACUCGAUACAGACGGAGCAACGGCUUUCUCCCAAACCGCCCGAAAGUGGCGGGCGAGAUCGGAAUAUGCGGGCAUCACCCCAGCCCGACGCCUCCCUUCUCGUAACAAGAUCAACGAACUCACCAAAUACGAUGCAUACGCAAUCGAAUUCGGCUCCAAUUCACCGUGUCUUGGACCCAGUCUCCAGUAAGUGGGGCAUCGACGCUGCUCCAAAGCUCUCGGCCGAGCCCCCAGAAUUCAAACCGGGCGUACCCUGGCGGCCGUACCAAACGAAGUCGGGUACGGACGGACAACAGUCGGAGGUACCCGUGAGUACCGGAUCUCAGGAAUGGUCGAGUAAUUCCGUCGGCAGUCAGAGCGUUUCAAACGUGAAAACAACAAACAGUAAAAGUCAAAUAACAUCUAUGAAAACAGUUCCGAAUUCUCAGAAUUAUUCUCAGAAUACUUCGUCUGCCAUAUGGCAAGCACCAGUUUCCAGACCGGCCGGCGUUCAAAGGCCUGCUCCCCUCAUCUCAAAUAUCAGACCUCCCCCCGGACUUGGGAGCGAAAAUAGCUUUAUGAAUCUCCCGGAUGUACAGAGUCAACCAGCCGACCCGAAUUGGAGUGCCCACGGUGAUAGCGCGCAGAUAAGCAGCGGUGGUUCGAGUCAAUUUGGUAUCAGGGCACCCGGCUUUCAACCUUGGCCGAGUGAUCGCCGUGAUGCAGGUUGGCCUGGAACUAGCGGUCAACCGCUGGAUACUCUGCCUUCAGUACCGCGGGCAAAUGAGCUUCGUAAUCUGGCAAUGUUGGGUGAAUCCGCAGCGAAUGCAAAUGCAAACGGACCGAAUAUGCGUGUUAAACCUGAGAUGACUGGUCAAAUGUCUUUCCAUCAUGCCUUGUCCACGUGGUUGGUGAUUAGGAAUAUUAAUCCAAGGGUUGAUUCAACAGCACUUCGCUCUUUGUGUCAACAACACGGCCCUUUAUUGACAUUCCAGUUAAACUUGCGUUAUGGUAACAGUUUAAUACGUUAUGGGAAUAAGGAAGAAGCUGCGAAGGCUCAUGCCAGUUUGAACGGUCUGGUUUUAGCUGGUUCCCGGCUUUCCGCUGACUUUGCUACAGAUUCUGAUAUCGGAAGCUUCUUUGAACAGAAUUCUGAUUGGUCAGCUCCACAGCCAACCACAACUUGGGCAAAUGCUCCAACAUCAUUGGCCAAGACUGAGCCGAGCACACAGUGGCCUGGAUCGAAACCUCUAAUCCCGCCCGCGAAUUUCUCCUCAGAGUUAUGGUCUUAUAGUCAGGCCGGCGGGCUAGCGAGCGGAGUUUGGUCGACACCUCCGACCAGUCGUCGAGAGGGCGAACAGUCGACGACGGUCACCGAAAACGGAAUCACGAGUCCCUCCAUGGUUACCUUUCUACCUCCAGGCCUUUUGAACAGCGGCGAGUCCUCAUAAACUUCAAAAUGAAUGACAAUUAUUUUACCUUUGCUUGUUUUGUUUGUCUUCUGUUUGUUUGUUUGUUUGUUAUGGUCCAUGUCUGAACCAUGUUUAUUAUUGUCCCCCAGCACUGAACAAGUGUCGGAGUUAAAUGUCGUCUGUAAAAACGAGACCGUUCAUUAAAACAAUAUCACAAGAA